AUCUACAUUAGCGCAUGCGCGAUAAGGAGUGUCGACUUGUGGGACGCUCGCUCCUGUAGUAGGCCUGUAGAACCCGCCGGCAUCGGCGCUUUAGCCCCCACGGCUCCAGUUACGAGAAAGUUUUUUUCAGAAUUAAAAAGAUAACUAUUAAAAAAGGGUAGUUUUCAUUAGUGUAACGUGGAGUGCCGUGAUUCAAGCAACAUGCGGCGGCUUCUGAUGGUGGCGAUUUGUUGCUACGUGGUCUGUUCAGUCUCAUCGGCACCGGCAGAAAGCGAUGAACCGUACCUGAAAAUAAAUACUUUGAAGAACACGUUCAACGUUGGAGAGAAAAAAGCAAUCUACUGCGAAGGACAACAUGUAACGGGUGAUCUGGAAUGGUAUGAUCCCUCUGGCGCUAAGAUACCACCGAGAUCUACCAAGGCUAAGAGGAUUUAUGUGGAGCCCCGUGGUGCCGCUACUGAAGGGCCCACAUUUUUGCCUUUGAUGAUACAAAACUUGGUUCUUGCUGACUCAGGAACCUACAUUUGUAAGGCUGGGGAUCUAAGUGGCAAUAUUACUAUUUUUGUGGGCGAAAAAGUAGUAAUUAAAGAAUCGGAAGAAGAUCUAGUCGAGGAAGAAGGUCAUCAUAUUGAUUUAUCCUGCCAAGCCAAGGGUACACCAGUACCAGAUGUUCAAUGGUACGAUAAAGACAGCCAGCCCAUAGUUAAUAAUGCAAAAUACAGGAUAACAUAUAAGCCUAGAUCCAGCACUAGCGUCUUAAGAAUAAAUGACUUGAGUCACAUGGACCCCGGCACUUAUAAAUGUAAAGCAACACAGGAAAAGAUAUCACAUUUUGCGGAAAAGUUUUUCCACUUAAGUGUGAGGCACAAGCCGGUAAUAAUCAACGAAUACUCGGAGAGUGAAGUGUACGCUAUUUUAGACGAAUGGAAAAAUAUAACGUGCAAGGCCAUCGCAUAUCCCGCGCCUACCUUCACUUGGUCGAAGCACGACGACAACUAUGACGAGGAAAUGAGAAGUGAUGGCACGGACCAUAAAAUCACCACGUCAAAAGAAACAGACGGGAACUCAGUGCUGACGCUACACAUUACCAACGACACACUUGAAAAGCAGUACAAGUGCACGGUGGAGAACCCCAAGGGUCGCCAGAACUUCAUGUUCCACGUGUCGCUGGGGAACAAACCUGACCCACCAAGCGAUGUUGUGAUGUCAUCUGCAACUGCAAAUAAUAUAACAUUCGAAGUUUCCUGUGAAAACUGUACAUUUUACAAAGACGAUGGCAUAGCGCCUAAACCUGAAAAUCUCCCUGUUCUUGGUUACGUGUUCGAAGUUGUACCGCAUAUGGAGGGAUUUGCGGUACCAUACUGGCUAAAUGGGACGCAAUACACGUUCGACAUUACUUACGAUAACGAGACUACGUUUACAAUCGGCAAGUUGGAGAUGUCUACAGAGUACCACGUACGAGUAGCGACACGAAAUAUUGCAGGCCAAUCCGACUGGUUCGACGUCGUAGGAUUCCCUAAAACAACGGAUGGUGCUGCUACCUUAACCAAAUCGAUUGGGUUACUUAUCUUCGCCUUAUAUGUCUCCCUAAGAUACUAGUGUUUUAUGCCAACUAGAAAAAUAUGUCUAAAACGAUAUUGCUUUGUUUGAAAAUUUUGCUCCGGAACGGCUAACACAACUUGUUAAAGUUGUUGCAAGAAAUCGUCCCUUUCUUAUCUUAUCAGUUAGUUAAGAAUAGGUGACAAAUGUUAUGCAGGUAGCUCAAUGUCAGUCUUGUUAGCCAAUUAAUUGUUGAUUUUGUACCGGGGAGGUAGGACUAUGGGGCCAUUAGUGUAUUAAAUAAAAUACACUAACACAAUGCUGUUGGGUUCUCGUGGCUGAUGCACAGAUUUUAGCAUACGUGAUAUCCAAAAUGUAAUUAAACGGCACCGUAGCAUAUCCCGGAGUAAAUGAUUUCAUUGAGUCAUUUUUUACAGAUGUCUUUAAAGUGUAAAUGUGCUAAAAGCUUUGUAAUAACAAAGCUUUUAGCACAUUUACACUACACAGUUACAGCUCUAAAAUAUUAGAGCUUGAUAAAACCAUGUCCCUAUGACGACAUUUACAAACAUAACAAAGUUGUAGAUAAACAAUACUUGUAUAAUUACUUUAGAAAGUUUAGAAUAGCUACAUUACUAUUUUGUACUAUUGAAUCUUUCUUGUAACAAAUAGACGGAGAGACAAAGUUAUAUAAUUUUGAGAAAAACGAAACCCCUCUAGUUAGUUUGCUGUAUUAUCUUUACUUCUGGGUCUGAAUGCCUGACAGUUUUAAUUUGUGGAGGUCAGAGAAACAAACCAGCAACGGGGCUUUGGGCUAAAAGCGCUUCCUUUUAGCAUUUCAAUUGCCAAGUAGAAAAGAGAGCAGAGCCCGGAGCUUAAUUUGUAUAUUAAAAUAUACUUUGCUGACACAGGGCAGAACACUCACUGUGGCAGCACUCUCUUCCGUAGCUGCCAGACUCUCGAAUCUAGUAAUAAGAACCGUACUAUGUAAUGUAACUAGAGGUUUCGUUGCUCCUAAAAUGUCCUUCCUUUUUCCAGGCUAGCUCUUAGUCUACGAACUAAAUGGCUGAAAUAUAAACGUUGAAAAUGGCUAACAGGCCAUGUACACAUUGACAUCAGAAUGAUAUUUGAAUGAUGUAUUAUUAUAAUGUUUUUGCUUGUAUGUAAAUUCAAUGUUGACGUGUAAAAGUGCCCUUGUGGCCUAUUUGCUGAAUAAAUGUUGAAGUUGAAGUUGUCAUUUAGUUAUCGUGCGUCUCGCUCACGCCAAUACAUGUACAAAUAAGUACGAGCGAAAUGCACAAUAACUGAAUAACAUCAUUUAGAUGUCAUUCUGAUAUCAGUGAACGUUCGAAUUGGCCUGUAAAGGCAGGAUUCUACCAGUGUACAGCACCAGCACCAGUGUGUAGCAGUAUGUAGUGUACGGCACCAGUAUAUUCAGUACAGAAAUGAUUGUGCCGCACAGUACCUCACAUUGGUGGAAGCCUGCCUUAAGUAUGUCACAAAAUGUUACUAUGUAAAAUACAUGUAAUAUCUCGCAAAUAAGAAUUAAAUUCAUUUGCAAGCUUAACCAAUUUGUUAUCACAUAAGUGUGCUUUCGUGUUAUUAGGUAGGUACGAGUAAUUAUAUAAAUAUUUUUAAGACGGGCACCGAGUGAAGUCGCAAAUUUUGCAAGCUAUUUUGAAUUUGCUAUAUUUAUCUUUUAAAAAAAUCUCUCGACAAAAAUACUAUCAACUCAAAAUGUAUUUAUUUGUAGAAGAUUAUCUAAUAAAUAUCUACUAGUCUAACGCGAAAACACGAUCACUAUGUCAUACAUAAUGCCUUAAUUCAGAUUUUAUUUUGCUAUAGACAAAACACAUCAUACUUAGAUCGGAUAAUAAUGCAAUCACAGAAUUACCCCUACUAUCAUAAUUUAUUUAAGAUUUUCCGAAAUUAGGUCCAGUACCUUUAGCUUAAGCUUAAGCUUAGCUUUGGUGCGGUGCGGUAUCAAAUAAAAUAUAUCAUACUAAUAUAUAUAUAUAUAUAUUUGUUUAAUAAUUUUCUAAAAGAUUUAUAAAAUAACAGAAUAGUCGCAGUAAAACGUGCGCAAUAUUGUUUAAGUAUAUUAUUAGCUUAACCAUGAUAAACUUAAUGUUAGUGUAAACUUGUAAUCGGGUUGGUUUGGCUUUGUAAAUAGUCUACGACUUGUUAACCUCAAUUUAAGCAGGAUUAAAGUGUGAUUAAAGGACUUGUUAUAAUAGUUUACAUAAAUAUUUUGUUGAGUAAAUACAAUAGCGGAUGUGUUCUCCAGCUUACACAGUACGCGGCCUAUAAUUUCAGGCCUAGAGGAUGAACCGAUAACCCUACUAACUACACUAUCCUAAAGACUCAUUGAUUGUAUUAGAUGCGUACGAUCGUGCUUCAAAUUUGACAGCUAAUGUAUAUGUAGAUGGCGCUGUAUGGCCCCGUAACCAUGGUUAUAAAAAAAUUACGUUUAUAAUUCAGUGACCACAAAACAUGGCGCAGCAUAAUUAUUUCUUUAGCUGACUAACUGUGGAGCACCAUUUUUUUUAACUUUACUUAUCUUAUACAAUCAAUUAAUCUUUGCUAAUCCUAAAUUCUUAUUACACUCUUAAUAGUUAGUUAGAAGGCCGUUCAACCAUGAAGCCUAUAUCCAAUAGAACGUUUUUGGAAUGAGAAAGUUUAUGUCACACUAAUUUAGUGAUAAGACUGAUUUCUUAUAAAAUGCCUUAGACGAACACGCAGCCUUCUUUUCGCUAGGCACAUCUAAGGUCGGUUGUUUUAAACCGCCUGAAAUCGUAAGGUUCGUUGUUCGUUAUUUGCUUUUUUUGUCCUUGUGCCCUCUCUUGGGUUAUGUUCGGUGCUAAGCUAACCUAACAAAGUCAUUAUACCUGUUCCAAAAUCUCCAAAUUGCUGAUUUUUAUUCACGAUGUAAAAUGCCCAUAAACAUUGUUUGGCUUCCAGAAACGUCUUGUUUACUAUAAAUUGUACACAAAGAGGAAAGAAAACGAUUUAUUUAUCUAAAGUUCAAUUUUUUUGCAAAUUUAAUAAACCUUCUUUUUCGGAAAGCGUUCGUAGUUUAAACGUGAUGUAUUUAAGUAAGAAUAUCUAAUUCUGAUGUUGCACUUAUUUACACGUAGUAUUUCAUUAUUAUUUAAGUUGAUGUGUGAUUUCAAUAUAAUACUUAAUUUUAAAUGUAUAAUGGAUGAAAAUCUAUUUAAAGAAAGACAAUAUGUGUACAGGUAAAAUACCAAAGAUUUCGUUUGUUAGGAUUAACCAAUGUAUUUUAAUAUCAUUUAAGGCAUUCCUAUGUAAUUAUUAAUUUUAUUAUUUGUAAAUAACAAGGGUGUAUUGUAUACAUACUAAGGCAAUUAUUGUGGUCAACCAAAAACAAUGACAUCCGUCAAUUUUAUAAGAGCUGACUAAUCUAGGUCUAAGAGCUAGCCGCGGGAAAGGUAUAAAAUUUAAAGAUCAACAAUAGUGACCCCAUUGAGUAUUGGCUUAUCAAUAGAGGCUUAUUACCUGAUCAAUGGAGGUCAGUAUGGAAGCGAAGGAAGGGGUUUUCAGGGUUAGCUCUCGGUCCAUAAUGCUCAUAGUUUUCUUAAGACUGAGUUUCUUAAGUCUUUUAUAACGAAGGCAGAACAUGCGGAACUGAUUAUUGGAAAGUCGAAAAUAAAGCUAACGCCGUGCACGCCGUGCAAUUAUUACAGUAGCAUUGUUUUUAUUGACUCAUUAAUAAGUAUUUACCUAAUAAAAUAGAUCUACAUAGGUAUAUACUAUACAAUAUAAUUAUACCUAGUUACGCGUCUUGUAUUGUCUACUUCAAAGACGGUGACUAUCUCAAAACCGACAAUACUUACAAAGUUAAGGCUUGAUAAGGAGACUAAUAUUGAAGCAUAAAUAUCCAGCAAUUAUUAAGUCUGUGCAAUUAGUAUUUUAUAUACUAUAGGUAGAUCGUUUAAUCCAUUUUCUCAAUGUCAACGAUGUUAAAUGUUAGUCAAAGCAGCGCCAUCGACAAUUAAAAGUUUCCGUGCGCAUAAGUCACAUAAAUACGCUUAAAUUAAAGUUUAUUUCCGUUCCGAUCCAGCAUUUGCUGCGGCUUAUCUAUGAAACACGAACUAAGUAUGUAAGUAUUUGGAAAUAGUCAAAAAUAUACCUGGGAUCUAAUUACCAUAGGGUGUGGUCCGUAGUCAUUAUACGCAAAUGCAGACAUGCGUUUAAAAAAAUGACAGUUUUGACUCACUAAGGCCCACUUGCACCAUUCCACUAUCCCGGGGUUAACCGGUUAAACCUUUUUUUUACAAUGUGGUAAUGCUGUUACGCAUACCCCCUGUGACCUAAAGAGGCGUCGGGGGUUAUGUGGGACUCCCAUAUUCAAUUCCUUUCUCUUAGCGAGAAAAGGGGGAGAAGUCCUACCCACUAAACCCACAUCGGCUUUACCCGCAUUGCCGUAUGGGAGACGUCAUGGGAUCGCGAACAUUCUGGAGUUACCAUGAUUACCAGUACAAUUUUACACUGGGAUAACGGUUUAACCGCUUAACCCCGGGUUAGUGGGAUGAUGCAAGUGGCGUUAAGGGCCACUUGCACCAUCCCACUAACACGGAGUAAAACGGUUAAUAAACCCAGGGCCGGAUUUGCACCUAGGCCCACAAAGCCCGCGGGCUUAGGGGCCUAGGCAACCUAGUUUUAAAUUCUAAAUGCCAUAUAAAGUGCCUAGAGCCCUAGAUCUCUAAAUCCAGGCAAUUUGAUACUGGGUUAUCGGUUUAACCUGUUGACCCCGGAUUAGUGGGAUGGUGCAAGUGGUGCUAACUGUUAAAGUUAAAGAUUGUCAUAUUGUAAUGAAUGAUUGUUUAUUAAAUGUUUAUAUAACCGUUUAAUUGGCAUUAAGUGUUCUGAAAUGUCUUUUUCAACGCACUUGCUCAAAACAACGUUUUUAUUCCACCGAUUUUUGGCUCAUAAUCCUAGAUAUUAAACACGCGUGCUCUUUCAGUGUAAUAUUCCACUCGUGCUUUUUCAUUAUAUUAUCCGACUGAGUUAAGAAGGUAAUUGAUUGCUAAUAAUAUGCAUGGAAAGGGAGCCUUCUUUAAUUGGUCAGACUGGCGGGCACCGGCACGCCCGACCGCCUGCGCGAUGCGCAGCCCGGCCGGCCCGCCCGCCGCGCCGCCCGCGGCCGGGGCGAGGGGCGGCCGCCAGUAUGACAGAUGCAACACACAAUACUAACUGUUUUAACUAUUAAAAUUUGAUUAAUAUGAGUUUCUUUUUUUUCUCGCAAGUGUGUUGAAAAACGUCGUAUGAAACGCGUGUGCAUUGGUCAUUACACACAUCGGCUUUCUUAUUGCGCGCUCGCUUACAGCUCGCGCGCACAAUAUCGCCUCGUAUGUAAUGACCAACUUAGCACACUUGUAUCAUAAUGUACUAUUAAAAUAUAGUUAUGACUUAUGACUAAAUUUGUUUUCUACGACUGCAAUUCUACGGGUAUACAGUGUCAACACUAAUGUUUCUGCCUCCAAUAAAGGUGAUUCAUAAAGACAUAAUA
Molecule: messenger RNA, 7069 nt
Organism: Cydia strobilella
Lineage: Eukaryota; Metazoa; Arthropoda; Insecta; Lepidoptera; Tortricidae
Product: neural cell adhesion molecule 2-like
Exons: 11
Coding region: 202-1599 (465 amino acids)
Cellular component (GO): neuron projection
Molecular function (GO): protein binding
Source: RefSeq, a predicted model, not a curated record